Messenger RNA from Oryza sativa Japonica Group (Japanese rice), 1246 nucleotides. RefSeq names its product protein THYLAKOID ASSEMBLY 8-like, chloroplastic. Gene Ontology annotation, molecular function: protein binding. NCBI's taxonomy places the organism in Eukaryota, Viridiplantae, Streptophyta, Magnoliopsida, Poales, Poaceae. The record is from RefSeq and is a predicted model, not a curated record.
UCGCAAGAACAGGGUUGGACUCAACCACCUCGUGGGCUCGUCGUCGUCUCCACGGCGCCACCACUAAACCCAACCAACCCCAAAACGGAGACGGCGGCGAGGAGGAGGGUUUUGCACCCUUGCCCCCCCGCCAUGGCCGCGGCCUCUCGGGCUCCCCUCGCUCGCCGCUCCCUCCUCCUCCUCCGCUACAAGGCCCUCCCUCUCUCCUCCCCCUCCUCCUCCUCCUCGUCGACCCACAGCCUCCUCCCGAGGCCCCCCGCGUUGUGGCCGCCUCCGCCUCCGCCGCCGCCCCACGGAUGCGAGCGGCGGCGCGCGUUCCACGACGGGCGGCCGCGGGGCCCGCUGUGGCGGAGCAAGAAGCUGAUCGGGAAGGAGGCCCUGUUCGCGAUCCAGGGGCUGAAGCGGUUCAAGGGGGACGAGGAGAGGCUCGGGGAGUUCGUGAGGCGGUACGUGGCGCGGCUGCUCAAGGCCGACAAGCUCGCCGUGCUCGGGGAGCUGGAGCGCCAGGAGGAGGUCGAUCUUGCCGUCAAGAUGUUUAGGAUAAUACAAAAAGAGGACUGGUACAAGCCAGAUGUUUUCAUGUACAAGGACUUGAUUGUUGCUCUAGCCAAGUGUAAGAAGAUGGAUGAAGCAAUGGUAAUCUGGGGGAACAUGACAGAUGAGAACCUUUUCCCUGACGCACAGACAUAUGCUGAAGUCAUAAGAGGAUUCUUGAGAUACGGUUCCCCAUCAGACGCAAUGAACAUUUAUGAGGAAAUGAAAAAGUCACCUGAUCCUCCGGAAGAAUUACCUUUCAGGGUAUUAUUGAAGGGUCUUUUACCGCACCCACUUUUAAGGAACAGAGUGAAGCAAGAUUUUGAAGAAUUGUUUCCGGAAAGGCAUAUCUAUGAUCCCCCAGAAGAAAUAUUUGGUCUGCGCUGAGGUUGAGGAUUCAACGACUUCAUGCACCUUCUGCGUUUGGACUUCAUUCGGAUUACCUGCAUCUCCAGAAGUUCUCCAGAAUUUGAUGUUUGGAGUGGAAAUCUGUCAGGUGAAAGAUUAAGUUAUCGAUGAUCAUGCUUAAGAGAGGUAGACAGAAACAAACAGACCAUUCCAUUAGCUGUACUGUAAUAUCUAUGGUUACGGAAAUUUUGUUGUUCAGGCAAUCUCUUAAAAUAUCAGGCCUUUUAUUCACAAAUGCCACUUUGUGUAUCUGUAAUCCAGGAUAUUUUGAAAAGUAGCAUAAAAAAAACUCUUUCAUUGGGUC